UUUUUUUUUUUUUUUUUUUGUAUAGCUAGUGGAGAUCGGUCGAAAAAUAUGGAGCCAAUCUUGAUAGGAGCUUGCAUAAUCUUGGCCUCUUUUUUAAUUCUAUCUGCUACAGGUUUGAUUCAAAUUAGCAAAGGCAAGAAAAGAUCCCGGAAUCUGCCUCCCGGCAGCUACGGAUGGCCGGUGAUCGGAGAGUCACUGGAGUUUCUAAGGAGAAACCGGGAAGGGAAGCCGGAGAAGUUUGUUACGGACAGGAUGAGCAAGUACAAGUCGGAGGUGUUCAAAACUUGUCUGCUGGGGGAGCCGGUGGUGGUGCUAAGCGGCCCCGCCGGGAACAAGUUUCUCUACAGCAAUGGGAAUAAGCUGGUGACCACGUGGUGGCCGACGUCGGUGCAGAAGCUGCUGGGAACGUGUUUAACCACCAGUGUCGGAGAUGAGGCGAAGCAGAUGAAGAAGCUCAUGUCCUACUUUGUCAGCCCGGAUGCACUUGAGAAGCUCUACAUCAAAAAAAUGGAUUUUGUCACUCAACAACAUAUUAAGAAUCAUUGGCAAGGAAAAGAGGAGUUGAAGGUGUUACCUGCUGUGAAGUUGUACACUUUUGAACUAGCAUGCCGGUUUUUCAUUAGCGUUGAAGAUCCAGAGCAAAUCAAGAAGCUUUGUAGCCUGUUCAACAUUUUCCUCAAGGGAAUCAUAUCGCUGCCUCUCAACAUUCCCGGGGCCAGAUUUCACCGCGCAAUGAGAGCUACUGCUCUGAUCAGGGAAGAGCUUCUAAGGAUUGUCAGACACAGAAGAGAAGCCCUCAUGAACAACAACAAUGAUGAUCUUCUGUCACAUUUGCUUGUCACGCCUGACGAGAAUGGGAGUUUCAUGUCUGAGCUCCAUAUUGUGAACAAUAUAAUCAUGCUGCUCUUUGCUGGCCACGACACUUCCAGCGUCACUAUUACUCUGUUGAUCAAGACACUCGGGGACCUGCCUCAUGUUUAUGAAAAGGUCCUGCAAGAGCACAGAGAAAUCGCUGCAACAAAAAAAGAUGGGGAGUUUCUACAUUGGGAUGAUAUACAGAAGAUGAAGUAUUCAUGGAAUGUAGUUUGUGAAGUGAUGAGGCAAUAUUCUCCUGUUAUAGGGGCUUUCAGAGAGGCACUUGUAGACAUCAACUACAAAGGUUAUGACAUUCCCAAAGGCUGGAAGUUUUACUGGAAUGCUCCCAUUACACAUAUGAAUGCAAGCUUCUUCCCAAGCCCUAGGGAGUUUGAUCCGUCGAGAUUUGAAGGAGAAGGGGCAGUGCCUUACACAUUCGUCCCGUUUGGAGGAGGGCCACGGAUGUGCUUGGGGAAAGAGUUUGCACGCCUGGAAAUACUCACAUUCCUGCACAAUGUAGUUAAGAGGUUUAGAUGGAGCUUAGUUGUUCCCGACGAGAGACUUGAGUAUGAUCCGAUGCCCAUUCCCGUUGAAGGCCUUCCCGUUCGUCUUCAUCCUCACAAACUAUGAAAGACAGACUCGAGAGAGAGAUCGAUCCUGCAAUUCACACCAGAUCAGAUGAUUGAGGAUAAUAAUGUCAGCACAAAAACAUCAGACAUCUGUAGUGUGACAGAUAUGUGUGUAUAUUGGAAGUCAGAGUCAUGUAGAUUAAACUUUUGAGGUGAUUGUAGUACAAAUAGAAUGAACUGAAAGGUUUUGUCUAAUAAGGAGAUGAAAGGUUUUGUCCAAUAAAAGUCCAAACCUGUCAUUUUCA
Ipomoea triloba (trilobed morning glory) is the source of this 1729-nucleotide messenger RNA. RefSeq names its product beta-amyrin 28-monooxygenase-like. Gene Ontology annotation, biological process: sterol metabolic process. Gene Ontology annotation, molecular function: heme binding; oxidoreductase activity, acting on paired donors, with incorporation or reduction of molecular oxygen; iron ion binding. The coding region runs from base 49 to 1485 and encodes 478 amino acids. The record is from RefSeq and is a predicted model, not a curated record. The transcript is spliced from 4 exons. NCBI's taxonomy places the organism in Eukaryota, Viridiplantae, Streptophyta, Magnoliopsida, Solanales, Convolvulaceae.